AUGAUACCUCGUAGGCUUGCUUCUGAAGUGCUCUGUGUUGCUCGUAGACGUAGCUGGUCGGCCGCCAACCAGUUCUUUCGCCAUGCCAACACACGUCCGAUGCUGGCCCCUCCCUCUGCUCUGAGACACCGCCUGAUGAGCACUGCGGCCGCCCAGAGCAGCCCAAGUCGCCCAAUUCCCCUUUCGGAAGAGAUAUACCAUGAACUUGCGGAUGCGACCAUGGAGGUUCUGUUAGAAAAUUUUGAGAUCUUGCUGGACGAGGAGGGAAAACCGGGGUACGAGAUAGAAUACUUGAGUGGUGUCCUUACUCUCUCCCUCGGAGACAAGGGCACGUACGUGAUAAACAAGCAACCGCCCAACAAGCAGAUAUGGCUUUCUAGUCCUUUCAGCGGGCCUAAACGAUAUGACUACUCACCGAAGCACGACGACUGGCGGUACGCUCGAGACGACAGUUCUAUGGGGGACCUACUCAAUCGGGAGAUUGGCGAAGUCUUUGGGAGGGACGUGAAUGUAGGGCUCGACGAUAUCACCCAGUAUAUAGCAGAUAUCGCGUGA
This is a messenger RNA of Pleurotus ostreatus (oyster mushroom), 555 nucleotides long. It is a transcript of the gene FRR4, whose product is annotated as Mitochondrial chaperone Frataxin. The coding region runs from base 1 to 555 and encodes 184 amino acids. Gene Ontology annotation, molecular function: iron chaperone activity; ferric iron binding; ferroxidase activity. NCBI's taxonomy places the organism in Eukaryota, Fungi, Basidiomycota, Agaricomycetes, Agaricales, Pleurotaceae. The transcript is spliced from 4 exons. Gene Ontology annotation, cellular component: mitochondrion. The record is from RefSeq and is a predicted model, not a curated record. Gene Ontology annotation, biological process: iron incorporation into metallo-sulfur cluster; intracellular iron ion homeostasis.